Messenger RNA from Mercenaria mercenaria, 6442 nucleotides. RefSeq names its product bromodomain-containing protein 4-like. The transcript is spliced from 2 exons. Bases 1495 to 1941 code for a protein of 148 amino acids. NCBI's taxonomy places the organism in Eukaryota, Metazoa, Mollusca, Bivalvia, Venerida, Veneridae. The record is from RefSeq and is a predicted model, not a curated record.
CAUUAUGGAAAUCUUCAGUAUUUCUAUAGUGCAUAUUAUUUGAAAGGGAGCCAACUCCGUCGUCCUUGCCUACCAAUUAACGAUUAUCCAACCUUCCCCGUCACUUUGGACAUUUCUUGAAAACAGGUACAUUUUCGUCCUUAAAUUUUGUACAUCUUUCAUCAAAAUUCAUAGGAAAGGAAAAGUUUAUUUGUAAAAAUCAUAUUGCAUUGUUAAACAUGAAUAUCUAUGUCACAUUUUCAUCGUACUUCAAUUACGGAUUAGUUGAAGAUUUUUCAGUAAUUUGAUGGAUUUUCUUGCAUUUAUACAUCGUCUGUGUAACGCUAAAAAAAUGGCCGAAUUUAAUUUCAAGUUUAUCUACAAUUCUUUAAUUUUUACUGAGAUCUUAUAUAAAUAUUGUUUAUUGAUGCGAAUCCUAUUUUAAUUCUUUAUUUUGCCAUUAUUAAAUGCAUUUAUUUGCGGUAAAGAGCCUGGAGUCGAUAUGACCCAGUUUAUAUGUGUUUCAUGGAAGUCGUGUUAUGUAUACAGCUUAGAUCUGAUCUACACAGCUGAUCGCAUAUAACGACGUUUAACUGAAGUUCGGCAUACUUUUGUAGAUGAGUCCAACUAAUUUUUUCGUGAUCCAGGAAAUAUUGAGAUAAUUAGAUUUUCUAUUAUUUUGACUAUAUGGAUGCUAAAUAUAUAGAUCUAUAUAUCCAUAAUAUUAUACCCUGUUUGGUGGGCUUUAGAAUAUUUGUGUUUGCCUAAUGGCUUUUUGUCAUAUUUGUAAUGUGGGCUUUGUCUGGCCAUUGUACCAAAUUGGUGCCAGUCAAAAAAUUUUGACUGCGUUUAUAUGUUUGUAUAUAUACUUCCGAUUUUCAUUCCGGGGAUACAAACAUAUAAUAUAUGAAUUGUUUCCGAUUAUCCGGAAUGAUCACAAUAUUGUUGACUUGCCAUUAUGCCUUGCUGGCGUGCAGUCAAAUGUUUAUAUACAGGCUUUGUCUGGCCAUGAUCACAAUAAUGUUGACUUGCCAUUAUGCUUUGCUGGCGUGCAGUCAAAUGUUUAUAUACCGGCUUUGUGUGCCGGCAAUUAUAUGUAUAUAUUAUAUGAUAUUACAAAAUUUACAUAUAUAUUAUUUAUUACAUUGUUCGGAUUGAUUCUUGCAAUAUUGAUAUGUCAUUAUUCCAAUUUUUUAGUGUAACGUUGGCUUUCUAAUUACGAUAUUCAUUAAAUUUCCCAAUUUCUACGGACUAGUAGACUUUACAACACGUAGACUUUACAACACGUACCCUUGUUUUUUACCGCAUUUAUUAAUUUGCAGAUUAUAUUAAUUUGUAUAAUUUCAAUUUUAUUUUUCAAUUUUCAAGAAUGUUCCCUAUAAUGAUUUAUAUUUAUUUCCAGUAUGUACGAUAGGUAUAUAAUAGUUGAACUAUAUUUGCCACUUAACCUCUCCCCCACCCCUUCCCCCAACCUCCUCAAAGAAAUUAGUAUAUUAGAAUUUUAAUUUUCCUUUCAUGUUGAUUGACAUCAUGCCCCGAGCGAGACGUGGUCGUGGGAGAGCACUCCGAAAUCAAGUUCAGUAUAUGCGCCAGAGGCCAGAUGCCCAGGUGGAGCACCAGAUACCACCCGUACCUUUGCCAGUUCCAAAGAUGCAGCCACCACCACCACUUCCACAGCAACCACCACAAAUUCCACCACUUCCACAGCAACCACCACAAAUUCCUCCAGACCUGAAUCUACCUCCACAACAUCUCCCACAUCACAACAUGUUACCUCAUCUGCAAGACGGACCUCAACCACCUCAUCUGAAUCUACAUGACCUCCCCCAACAGCCGGAACCAGAUGACAUGCAGCCUGCACUUCAAGCCAUUCCACCACAGAUGCCGCCAUUGCCUCAGCCUGAGGAAGAUCUCCAGGGCCAAGACGGCGAUUCAUUUCUCCGCAAAAUCUAUGGGCAUUAGGCCAUACUCCGGUCAAAACUGACAUAUUAAAAAUAUAUUUGGAUUUAUAUACAAAUCAAGAAGAUGCAAUUUACUUAUAUAAUGGUUUCAAAUCAGGAUUUCAUCUUCAUUAUUCUGGCCCACGGAUCCCUAUUUUUUCCAAAAAUUUAACAUCUGUUAAUAAUCACCCAGAAGUAUUGAAAGACAAACUUCAAACUGAGGUUGAUCUAGACCGUAUUUUAGGCCCCUUUUCUAAAAAACCAUUAUCCAACCUGAGAAUUAAUCCAGUUGGCCUAGUGCCAAAGAAAACUGGAGGUUGGCGUCUAAUUUCUAACCUCUCUUAUCCGGUAGGUUUUUCUGUAAAUGAUUUCAUUGACCCUGAAAUUUGUUCAGUACAGUACUCAAAAUUUGAUAAUGCCAUAGAAAUUAUACAGCGUUUAGGAAAAUCUGCCCUUAUGGCAAAAAAGGAUAUUAAAUCAGCUUUCAAUCUUUGCCCCGUGUACCCAGGUGAUUUUGAUCUUUUAGGUAUUUAUUUUGAUAAUAAGUACUAUAUACAAAAAAAUGUUACCGCAAGGAGCUUCCAUUUCCUGUUCAAUUUUCGAAAAGUUCGCAACUUUCAUUCAGUGGUCCGUAUCAAAAGAGGCAAACUCAAAAAACAUUGACCAUUUUUUGGAUGAUUUCUUUUUCGCUUCAGUGAAUAACAGCAAUAACUGUCAAAAACUUUUAGAUACUUUCGAUUUCAUCUGUCAGGAUAUGGGUGUACCUGUAAAUGAUGAAAAAACCGAAGGUCCAACCACAAAAAUGGUAUAUUUAGGACUAGAAAUCGACACAAUUAAAGGAAUAAUAAAAAUUCCGAAAGACAAAAUUGAGACAGCUAAGAUUUUAUUGACAGAAGCCUUUCAUUCUAAAAAAAUAACACUUAAAAAACUACAGUCCCUUGUUGGUCUUUUAAAUUUUUUCGCUAAAGCUAUUCCAUCAGGAAGGGCUUUCAACUGUAGGUUUUAUGAGGCUAUGUCUCGUGUUAAAAAACCUUUUCAUUUAGUUAGAAUAUCUCUGGGAAUGAAAGAAGACUUAAAAGUCUGGCUUAUUUUUAUUGAUCAGUUCAAUGGACAUACCAUAUUCAGUGACCUUCAGUGGUUUUCCAGUGAUACAUUGGAAUUAUUUACAGACGCAGCAGGUUCAAGAUCUUUAGGUUGUGGGGCAUAUUUUCAAGGAAGCUGGUUAUAUUUUCAGUGGCCAUCUCAUUGGGAUGAUAAUAUCUUUAAAGAUAUCACUUACUUAGAAUUGAUCCCUAUUAUCUUAGCAUUUUUCACAUGGGGGACUCAUUUACAAGGGAAGAAAAUAACACUGAGGUCAGACAAUAAUUCAGUGGUAGAUAUUAUUAACAAAAAAUCAUCCCGAAAUAAUAGAGUAAUGUGUUUGAUCCGUCAGUUAACUCUAUCUCUCCUUUUGAACAAUAUACAGGUUAAAGCUGUACACAUAUCUGGUAAAGUUAAUCAAAUAUCUGAUGCUAUAAGUCGAUUUCAGUGGACCCGCCUAUGGAGCCUUCUUCCGGACCAGGCAUCCAGAAUUCCUACGCAAAUCCCAGAAACAUUUCUACAUCUUUUCAACCUGAAAUAAACAUUCUCAUCCAGGCUUCUCUUUCGGAAAAUACCCACAAAGUCUACAAUAGCGGCAAAGCUUCAUUUGAACAUUUUAGAUCAAAUAUGUUAUAUGAACGAAUUUGGCCUCCGCCUUUACAUCACAUCGUUGAAUACAUAGCUUUUAUGUCCCAGAAUAAUUACUCGUUUAAAACUGUCAAUUGUCAUAUUGCGGCAAUCAGUUACUACAAUAAAAUUAAUAGUUUUACCGAUCAAACUGAAUCAUUUAUUGUUAAGCGUAUGCUUACUGGUCUGACUAGGCUUCAAAGGCAUAAAGACAAUAGAUUACCUAUUACCCUUCCUAUGCUUUCGCAAAAAAUUUUGCCAAAUUUAAUUCAUGUAUGUUCAUCUCGUUAUGAAGCGUGCUUGUUUUCAGUUGCAUAUUCACUAGCAUUUAGUGCUUUAUUAAGAGUAAGUGAAAUAUCGUUACCAAACAAAUCAACUAACAAUUAUGCCCUACAAUUCAAUGAUGUUAAAGUAACGUCUUCAAAUGUGAGACUGUUACUUCGCGGUUCAAAAACUGAUCAACUAGGUAAGGGUGCCGAAAUUGUCAUUCAGUUUUCACAAAGAAACAAAUUUCUUCAUGAUGCCUUACAAAGUUAUUUAUUAUGCAGACCACUCUUUCAAGGAUUAUUUCUUUGCCAUUUCGAUGGCUCCCCUGUUACAUCCUACCAGUUUAAUCAGGUCCUUAAAAAAGUUUUAAUGUUUUCGGGAAUGCCGACCACUUACUUCAAAUCACACAGCUUUCGAAUUGGCGGAGCAACAUAUUUGCAUAGUUUAGGCCGAUCGGAUGAUGAAAUCAAAGCUUUAGGUCGUUGGAAAUCAAAUGCAUACAAAAGUUAUAUACGUUUAAACAUUCCAGACAUGAGUAUUAGUAUUUAAUCUAUUCAUUAUAAAAGUCAAUAAGACUCUUUUUAGAUCACUUCAAAGUCUGGGUGACUGGCUCCUCAUUGAUCAGAGAUGCAUUUUGGAGGUCUCAGCACAGACCGGACGGUGUACAUUUAGGCUUAGAGUGUGUAGGCGGCUCCAUUCUUUGGGAUUUCCAGCCCGGAAUGAAAAUCGAACACAUUUGUCUCAGGUUAAACGGCUUAAUUACAACUCCCCAUCCUUUGCCAAAUAUUAUUGUUAUCCACUGCGCUGGAAACGAUAUUGGCCAGACAAGUUUAUCUUAUAUUGUUAGGUAUUUAAAAACCUUAUUUCAUGAUCUUGUUUCCAAUUACCCUGGAAUAUUAUUUGUUUGGUCGGCCAUUUUACCUCGUAUCGCUUAUCGAAACGAAACAUCUCAUUAUAAGCUUGAGAAGGCCCGAAAAAGAAUUAAUAGUUGCAUAGGUACUUACCUUAUGAGACAAGGCGGGGCUUAUAUUCAGUAUCCUGAUAUCAUUGAAAAUUCCCCAGAAUUAUUUAGAGACGGCACUCAUCUGUCAGACAUAGGAAAUGACAUUUUCCUUAAUAUUUUACAAGGUGCUCUAUUCCAUUUUGCAACGACACCUAAUAGGUUUUUUCCUUAAAAUUCCUGGUAUUUCGUCUGUCAAAUUGGCAUUUUUUGUUUGUGGCUUCAUCUUUGACAACGUUCUGUUCCGCAUAUAUCUUGGGGAUUUAUGGCGGGUCACGAACAUAAAUGGUUAUGGACUCAUUUCUGUUCGCGCCUUGGCAUUUGCCAGCACGUUGUCUGUUUUUCAAUUCAUAGUAGAUGUGAAUAACAUAUUAUACUUCCGAUAUCCGGAGUGUAAUGUUUCCGAAUUUCCGGAGCAAACAAUUAUAUCAAUACAUUAUUUCCGAUAAUUCCGGAAUAAAUAUUCAUAUUGCAUAAUAUUUCCGAUUUUCCGGAAUUUAUACAAACUGCAAAUGUUUUCUAUAUUACUUCCGAUUUUUCCGGAUUUCUUAUAUGUCAUUAUUUCCGAUUGUCCGGAAUGACAAACUAUUUUACAAUUCUUUCAUGUUGUAAAAAGCCAUGAACAAUCAAUGCCAAAACAUUAAGAUUUACAUAUAUCAAUUAAUAAAUUGUUUUUAACUGAUCGAAAGCUUAAUGUUUUUUAUGUGCUAUCUCCCUUUUCUGAUAAGUAGCAUUAUGGAAAUCUUCAGUAUUUCUAUAGUGCAUAUUAUUUGAAAGGGAGCCAACUCCGUCGUCCUUGCCUACCAAUUAACGAUUAUCCAACCUUCCCCCGUCACUUUGGACAUUUCUUGAAAACAGGUACAUUUUCGUCCUUAAAUUUUGUACAUCUUUCAUCAAAAUUCAUAGGAAAGGAAAAGUUUAUUUGUAAACCCACCCACCCUCUCCUUGUAUCAUAUACUUCUUUCUGCUGCUGUUUUAUAUCUAUUUUCAGCUUUCAUUCUGACGAUAUGUACAUGAAGCAAAAAACUUGAUACACUCUCAACGUCAUGGCUAUUUGGACAACUUGUGCUGAUCCUGUUUCAUACUGGACACUUAAAGACAUUCAGUGUGGUUACAGACUGGAAUUUUUCUAUAAUUUUAUUUCAGUGUUAAAUUGAAACUGGGAUAUUAACUCUAAAUAACUGGCAUUUGCCAGCACGUUGUCUGUUUUUCAAUUCAUAGUAGAUGUGAAUAACAUAUUAUACUUCCGAUAUCCGGAGUGUAAUGUUUCCGAAUUUCCGGAGCAAACAAUUAUAUCAAUACAUUAUUUCCGAUAAUUCCGGAAUAAAUAUUCAUAUUGCAUAAUAUUUCCGAUUUUCCGGAAUUUAUACAAACUGCAAAUGUUUUCUAUAUUACUUCCGAUUUUUCCGGAUUUCUUAUAUGUCAUUAUUUCCGAUUGUCCGGAAUGACAAACUAUUUUACAAUUCUUUCAUGUUGUAAAAAGCCAUGAACAAUCAAUGCCAAAACAUUAAGAUUUACAUAUAUCAAUUAAUAAAUUGUUUUUAACUGA